This is a messenger RNA of Dendrobium catenatum, 1166 nucleotides long. RefSeq names its product 2Fe-2S ferredoxin-like. Gene Ontology annotation, cellular component: mitochondrion. The transcript is spliced from 7 exons. Bases 412 to 954 code for a protein of 180 amino acids. Gene Ontology annotation, biological process: P450-containing electron transport chain. Gene Ontology annotation, molecular function: 2 iron, 2 sulfur cluster binding. NCBI's taxonomy places the organism in Eukaryota, Viridiplantae, Streptophyta, Magnoliopsida, Asparagales, Orchidaceae. The record is from RefSeq and is a predicted model, not a curated record.
UGUUCUUCACUGUCUUUUUAGCCGAAGAUUUGCUAGGUCAAGAGUUUUGAAGUGAGUCGCUAAAUAACUUCUUCGCCUCUUGGACGACAUUCCUUCCUGUCGGAUCCUAAAUCACACCUCCUCGUCGUUCGUCUGUUCGAUCGGAAGUAACGACGACGAAGGGAGCUUGCUCGUUGCGAAGGUGGCCAUCUUUCUUCCGUUCGCGCGCUUCUUCGGCCAAAUCCCGUAAAUCCACCGAACUCCCGGAUUUACGGCAAAAAGGGCGAAACGGAGGAUUUAACUCGCUAUGAGAUUUAACGGUUCCCUAAAUCUUGUUUGUUAAAUCCUGCUCAAAUCCUGCAUAAAUCCUGUAUCCAAACAGCCCCUUUAAUCUCUAGGCGUCGAGCUUCUUAUAGAUCGAUCCAAGGGAUCAUGUUUCUUCACAGGCUUUCUCGGGUAGGAUUCCGAAUUGCACGAACGUCUAUGCCAGUAAGUCGAUCCUCAACAAGCACAAGUUAUUUUGGUGCAAUAUUCAAUCGUUUUAUGCAUCAGAUGACAAAUCAUCAUUUUUCUACUACUGCCAUCAACGAGGCUUGUGAAGGUCUGGAGAAUAAGGAAAAGAUAUCUGUAACAUUUGUUAACAAAGAUGGCGAGGAAAAGACCAUCAGUGUUCCUCUUGGAAUGUCAAUGUUGGAAGCUGCUCAUGAAAAUGACAUAGAGCUGGAAGGAGCAUGCGAGGGCUCAUUAGCAUGUUCUACCUGCCAUGUGAUCGUGAUGGAUGUUAACUACUACAACAAAUUAGAGGAUCCUACUGAUGAAGAAAAUGACAUGUUAGACCUUGCAUUUGGGCUAACAGAAACGUCACGCCUCGGUUGCCAGGUGAUUGCGAAACCUGAGCUCGAUGGAAUUCGCUUGGCCUUACCGUUUGCGACGCACAAUUUCGCCGUUGAUGGAUAUGUACCAAAACCGCAUUGACUUGACAUUCAUAUGAGGAUUGAAGGUAUAUAUGCUAUAAUGGUCUCAGUUUUGUAGCUUCAGACUAUACAAAAUAGGCAUCAGAUUAAGUUUUUGUUUGGGAUAGUUUUCUUAUUGCUUUUUAAAAUAUCUUUCUUAUAUAAAAAUUUUAUCCUAAAAAAUUAUUUUAAGAGGUAGUAAGGAAGCUGUCCCAAACGAAACUUAAGAUGAAA